AUGGGAAGUUGUUCUCGACCACAACUCCCGUUCUCUCUCUCUUACCACGCCGCUCAAAGACGCAUUGGGUUCUCCCCGGCGCUCCACCAUCACCAGUUUGGAGACAGGCACCGCGCUGGGAACAGCCGUGUUACACCACGGCCCGCUCAGCAAACAUCAGCAGCUGACCGGCUAUCGCCCACCGUUUGCUGGAUCAUGAUGUUACCCCGUUCCCCGGACCUGGAAGCAGGAACAAAACGGCGAAAGACAACUAAUCGCCCAUAUCCUCGCUCGGGUCCGGCCAAUGCCCCACCCGCAGGCCUAUCUCGCAAAAAUUUUCACCACGCCUGCCGAGAACUACGUAUACGCCGGUCGCGCAGCUGGUUCCUAGCACUUGUUUGUUUACUCUUGAUCACUCUUCUCGCGUCGAAUGGCCUUCCUCUUCUAUCCGAGGGAAUACCAAGAAUUCUUCUGCCGUGGCUGGACGCGCCCAAUCAUGACGAUCAGGACUAUACUCGUAGCGUCUAUAAGCCAAGGAAGGAAGAUUUGGACUUGGGCCCCACCCAUACUCGAGGAAAUUUCGCCUCUUGGCCCUUGGAAUCCGACUCAAAGCCCGAAGUGGAUCCUCGGAGCGCUCGCUGCUUCAUCGCCUACUUGCCACACUCUGGAUUUAACAACCAAAGAAUCGCCUUGGAAAAUGCGAUGAUGAUGGCCUAUAUACUGAAUUGUACACUGAUUGCACCGCCCGCAAGACUGGGAACACCUCUCCCAUAUCGCCCAUCCCGCACGCUGGAACAACACCAUCUAAUUUCGGCAAAGAAGGAUCCAGAAGAGUGUUCAAAAUUUUUGGACUAUACUCCACCCGAAUGUCUUGGUCACAACCAAUUCACAUUGAUGCCUUGGGAUGAGCUCAUUGACUUUCAACCGAUUCAAAGGGACCUUGGACUGGAUAUCCUAUUCAUGCAUGGUGCGAGAACUCCUCGUGAGUUCUUGUACAACCUUGGCCUUCCUGAAAAGUCGAUCACAUUUCUAAACGACAGAGAACUCUAUCAGUACCGCAUAUACGAUACACAGCACCUGGACAACGAAACCAGGCCGAGCUCUAGGUACAAAGAUGGAUGGCACGUGGAGCAUCUACAAGGCCUUCUGAGCACUUCCCCCGCGAUCCAUUUUGGAACCCUUUUCGGGAGUGGGCGUCUCAGGUUACAGCGACCUGAAUAUGUUACCACCCGCACUAGGAUAUCCCAGGGUAUGGCAAUAUCGCAUGGCGCGAUACUUCAAGCUUCACGCGCCAUUCGUACAAGAAUCACCGAGUUCAGCCACGACAGACACUUAUAUUUAGCCAUCCACGUCCGAGUCGGGGACCGCAAGUUCAAGGGCACUGCCGUAAAGAAUGGGCGUUCCCUAUGGUGGCAACUCAUUACUAGACUUGGAAUCUCUAAAGAGACAGGUAGGGUUCUCGAGGAUCGCUUUUUGCAAAAGACUAGGAAGAGCAAACGGAAAAAUGCUAUUUUGGGCUCUUUGCCUGGACCUUUUAUUAAACCUUGGUAUAAUUCAAGUCAACCUUAUUAUCCCCACGAGCGGUGUGCUUCGCCCCAUAGGGACCUUGGAUCGGCAGCCUCAUACCUUGGAAUACCGUUAUUCAUCGCCACUGAUGCGGCCCAUCCUAGGUUACAUCCUUCGUUGGCUAUUUUUUAUGAAACUUUUCCUUGCACAUUCGUGCUAGGUGACUUUCCCGAUAAGAUAAAAUCCUUGGUUGCACUGCAUAGGCCAGGUGAUGUGUCUCCAUUCGGGCGAUUUCUAGUCCCUCUGGUCGAUGCCGUUAUUGCAGGUCAUGCGACGCAUGUGAUUGGAACACAGAAUAGGUGA
This is a messenger RNA of Rhizoctonia solani, 1848 nucleotides long. RefSeq names its product O-FucT domain protein. The transcript has 2 exons. NCBI's taxonomy places the organism in Eukaryota, Fungi, Basidiomycota, Agaricomycetes, Cantharellales, Ceratobasidiaceae. The record is from RefSeq and is a predicted model, not a curated record. Bases 1 to 1848 code for a protein of 615 amino acids.